AAUCAAAAUACAGCGAUGGGAUUAUUCGGAGAUAGCGUAGGAUUUAGGAACGUCAUGAAAUUUCUGGACCUUUUUGGGCGCCUGAAGUCUGUAGUUAUUGGAAUGAUCCAUGUCCAAGCUCUCCCAGGCACGCCUUUAGGUUGCAUGAAAAUGUCUCAGAUCACUGAAGAAGCAUGCAGAGAGGCUGAGAUCUACCAUAACGCAGGCAUUGAUGGUCUGAUCAUUGAGAACAUGCAUGAUAUCCCUUACUCGUUCUCUGUGGGCCCUGAGGUCUGUGCCAGUAUGACAGCAGUGUGUGCUGCAGUGAGGCGCCUCUGUCCAUCCCUGCCUCUGGGCGUGCAAAUACUGUCAGCUGCCAACCAGCCUGCACUGGCCGUCGCUCUGGCUUCAGGUCUGGAUUUCAUCAGGGCUGAGGGCUACGUCUUCUCCCACGUGGCUGAUGAAGGCCUUCUGGAUGCGUGUGCUGGAGACCUGCUGAGAUACCGCAAGCAGAUCGGUGCUGAGCAUGUUCAGAUCUUCACCGAUAUCAAAAAGAAGCACAGUUCUCAUGCCGUGACGUCAGACGUGAGCAUUGUGGAGACGGCCCGAGCCGCCGAGUUCUUCCUCUCAGACGGGCUCAUCAUCACAGGAACGGCCACCGGGCUGCAGGCCGACCCGACGGAGCUCAGAGACGUGUCCCAGUCUGUGAGAAUCCCAGUGCUGAUCGGCUCGGGAGUGACCUACGACAACGUGGAGCGUUACCUUGAUGCAAACGCCAUGAUCAUCGGCUCUCACUUCAAGAAAGGCGGCCACUGGGCCAAUGCGGUCGACUCCGAGCAAGUCCAGAGGUUCAUGGGCAAGAUGCAUAAACUGCGAAAAUGAGGGAGGAACCUGUCUGCUGUUGACCGACGGCUCGUUCUGUGGGUUGAAAUCUGUCACAUUACGCCCUGUAGAAACUAGUGGUUGACCGAUAGGGUUUUUCAAUGGCCAGUUUAGAGAUCAAGGCUGCUGAUUACUUUUAUACAAUAACGAUACCAUGUUGUUGUGUUUUUGCACGAUAAAUUUCAACAAUUGUUUGCUUAAGUAGAUCCGCACUCUGUCUGCAGUGCACUUGUUUAAAUAAAAAAAAAAAGAAUAAUCACAUAACUAAAUGUCCAGAGGUAAUUUCAAAAAACUGAAUUUUGGGAAAACAAACUAACAAACACACCAAAAACACAUAGAAAUGAAAAAUAAAUAAGACGUUUUUUGUUUAUUGGUCUUGUGAGCCAGUUAUCCCAAAAUGUCAGAUAUCGGCCGAUUAAUCAGCUGAUCAGUUAAUCGGUCAACCUCUAACAGAAACAUCAUAUUAUGAUUUGUCAUCUGGCUAAGCUGUAUGAUAGUGUUGCAACUAUAGAUUAUUUUCACUGACAGUUUUCAAUUAAUCAAUUAAUCAUGUAAUCAGAAGUGUCAGAAAUAAUUUCAAAUGCUCAUGCGCAGUUAGCAGUGGCCGUGGUGAUGUUUUCAAAUUGCUUCCAGUCAAGAAAACCCCAAGUAUUAAUUUUAUGAUAUGAAAUUAGAAAAUAAGCAAAUGUUUGCAUCUUUGUGAAGGCAGAAUACACAAAUGCUUUGGAUUUUCACUUUAUAAAUAACUAAAUCAAUGCAAUUAUAAAUCUUCUGUUGACUAACUCAUCAUUCAAGUACUGCAAUAUAAUUAUAACACCGAAUGAAAUACAUAUAGCCAACAGGUUAAGAAAACAAGGUUUAUU
Molecule: messenger RNA, 1724 nt
Organism: Myripristis murdjan (pinecone soldierfish)
Lineage: Eukaryota; Metazoa; Chordata; Actinopteri; Holocentriformes; Holocentridae
Exons: 7
Coding region: 16-861 (281 amino acids)
Source: RefSeq, a predicted model, not a curated record